AUGCAUUUUGAAGGAAUUUUAUUGGGUUGUGGAAAUCCAUUAUUGGAUAUACAAACACAUAUAGAUAAUCAGGAAUUUUUCAAAAAGUGGAAUUUGAAAGAAAAUGAUUCGAUUGUCGCCGACGAAAGUCUUAUUCCAAUGUUCGAUGAACUCAUGAAUGAAUUCGAUGUUACUUAUAUUCCUGGUGGUGCGACUUUAAAUUCGCUUCGAGUUUGUCAGUGGUUGCUUAAUACACCAAAAUUGACAACAUUUUUUGGUGCUAUAGGAAAUGAUAAAUACGGUAAAAUUCUCGCUGAAAAAUGUCGCGCAGCUGGAGUUAAUGUUCAAUUUCAAGUGAAUGAUGACGUGAAAACUGGUACUUGUGCUGCUUUAAUAUAUAAAGAACAUCGUUCACUUUGCGCUGAUUUAGCAGCAGCGAAUACAUUCACCAUUGAUCAUAUCAUUAAGCCAGAAAAUAAAAAACUUAUCGAAAAAGCAAAAUUCUUCUAUAUAUCGGCUUUUUUCUUACCGGUUUGUCCACAAGCAGUAUCGGAAAUCGCGAAGCAUGCAUUAGCGCAUAACAAAACUUUUUCGAUGAAUCUUGCUGCUCCUUAUAUAUCAAUGUUUUCAUUGGAUCUUUUAUUAGAAAUGUUCCUUUAUAUUGAUAUUCUAUUUGGUAAUGCAGAAGAAGCACAAGCAUUUGCGGCAGCUAAUAAAUUUAAAGAAAAAGAUUUAAAAGAUAUCGUUCGAAAAAUUGCAAUUAUGCCUAAGUUGAAUAAUAAUCGACAUAGAAUCGUGGUGAUUACUCAAGGUGGUGAUCCUAUAAUUGUUGUUGAAGGAAAUAAUUUAAUAGAAUAUCCCGUAACUAAACUCACCAUAGAUGAAAUAAGAGAUACGAAUGGCGCUGGUGACGCAUUUGUUGGAGGUUUCCUGGCGGAAUACAUUCAGAACAAAUCUAUCGAAAAGGCAGUAAAAUGUGGUCAAUAUGCAGCACUAGCAAUUAUUAAACAAGAUGGUUGUUCUCUUCCACCAAUCUGUGAUUAUUCUUUUUCAAAUUAA
This is a messenger RNA of Dracunculus medinensis (Guinea worm), 1038 nucleotides long. The record is from the annotation of a GenBank genome assembly. NCBI's taxonomy places the organism in Eukaryota, Metazoa, Nematoda, Chromadorea, Rhabditida, Dracunculidae.